Rhodofomes roseus is the source of this 2275-nucleotide messenger RNA. Its product is annotated as carboxypeptidase S. The record is from RefSeq and is a predicted model, not a curated record. The coding region runs from base 363 to 2192 and encodes 609 amino acids. Gene Ontology annotation, molecular function: metallocarboxypeptidase activity. The transcript is spliced from 13 exons. Lineage: Eukaryota; Fungi; Basidiomycota; Agaricomycetes; Polyporales; Fomitopsidaceae. Gene Ontology annotation, cellular component: fungal-type vacuole lumen.
ACUGGCCGGGACCGCUUGCACCCUGUUCUCCGACAAGGGUUGCCGGGGUCCAAGCGCCUCUGACCGCCUGCAAUUCGCGAUGUUGUGGUCUCAACAAACUUGCGUAACCCGUUAUUAUGUACGCCUUCAUUCGCCCAGGGCGUUGGUCUCAGAUCUCUCUACGCAUUCAAAGGUUGAACCAAACGCCCGGGAGUCCAUCGGCAUUUCUCAAGCACUCACCUUCGUAUGUAUGGUCAGCGAACGCGUCUUAUCGCAAGACCACUGGAGGGUGCAUAUGCUAGCGGUGUGCCGCAACUGCCGCCAAGGAUCACGCAGCUCGGGAUGUAUCACGUCGCCCGCGUAUAUAUAAUCAACAUGGAACGAUGAGGCGGCCAUUCACCCACCUCGGACUCGGGAUCGGACUCAGAAUCGCCAUGUCUUCCCAAGGAGAGAAGGGUCAUGUCUCGUUGUCUGAGCUACCCCAGCCAGCCCAGAGCCCUAGGCGACCAUUCUCGCGACUGGCUCCUCUGAAAUGGAUUCUCACUCUCGUCUUCGCGUCUGCGGUCUGCUACACCUUCCAGCCUGCGACCGGCGGCAUCCAGGCGCUCUGGGAUGAAAGAGACGGUCACGUAGAGACGGCCGCCUUGUGUCCUCAGGCGACUGCGCUGAGUCCUGAGACGAACACGGGGUUGUUCAAGACGCUCGCCGAGACUUACAAGACAGACAGCUUCUUGUACAGGGCAGUUGAAUUGCUGGGCGGCGCCGUACGAAUUCCCACGCAAUCUUACGACGAUUUGGGUCCUAUUGGGGAAGAUCCUCGAUGGGAAACGUUCGGUCCCUUCCACGACUACUUGCUGAAGGCGUAUCCCCAGAUUCAUGCCACGUUAAAGCUCACCAAGGUCAACACGUAUGGCUUGGUGUACGUUUGGAAGGGCACAGAGGAAUCGCUCAAGCCGCUCUUGCUGACGGCGCACCAAGAUGUUGUUCCUGUGAACCCUGACACUUACGACUCGUGGACGCAUCCGCCAUUCUCGGGGUACUUCGACGGCAAGUACGUCUGGGGCCGUGGUAGCAGAGACGACAAAAGCGGUCUCAUUGGUAUCAUGACGGCGGUCGAACUGUUGCUCGAGAAAAACUUCCAGCCGGCUCGCACCCUCGUUCUCGCUUUCGGAUUCGACGAGGAAGUCAGCGGCCGCAGGGGCGCAUCCGCACUCGGUGACUACUUGCUGUCGACCUACGGCGAGAACGCUUUCGCUAUGCUCGUUGACGAAGGAGGUUCGAUCUCUGAGCAAUACGGUGGCACGUUCGCUCUCCCCUCAGUCGCAGAGAAGGGAUACAUCGAUGUGCGCGUUGAGAUGGCCGCACCUGGAGGUCAUUCCAGUGUCCCACCUGUCCAUACGACUAUUGGUAUGCUUGCCGAGCUCCUCGUUCACUACGAGAACAAUCCCAUCGAGGCGAAGCUCUCUCGCGGAACUCCCACGUACUGGCAUGCCGAGUGUCUCGCAGCUCAUGCCCCAGAGUUGCCCUCUUCCAUCCGCAGCUCGAUGAAGAAGGCCAGCUCGUCAGACAAGGCACUGAAGGCGGCUCAAGACGAGCUCUUCAAGGACCCGACGUUCAAGGCGCUUGUUGGCACUACCCAGGCGAUCGACAUCAUCGGUGGUGGCGUUAAGUCGAACGCCCUCCCUGAGAACGCGAUGGCGGUCAUCAACCACCGUAUCGCCACUGACAGCUCCGUGGGCGCUGUCCAAGAGCACGUUAUUGCGGCUUUCAAGGACCUUGCAGCGAAGUUUAACUUGUCAUUUACCGCUUUUGGCACGAGUAUCACGGGCGAUGCACCUGCUUACGGCUCGCUCGCGCUGAGCGACGCAUGGGGAACGGCGCUGGAGCCCGCGCCUGUCACGCCGACGGGCGCGAACGCCGCGCCCUUCCAACUCCUCUCCGGCACCAUCAAGUCGACGUUCAACGCGCAUCGCGACCUGACUGAGGACGGCAUCGCUGUCAUUCCCAGUCUCGUGUCUGGUAACACCGAUACACGGUACUACUGGACGCUCACGCCCCAUAUCUUCCGAUACACUCACUACAACGCGGGCAAUGGCAGUGGACUGAGUGGUGUGCAUACCAUCAACGAAGCUUGCGACGCGCAGAAUUUCAUCGAGAUGAUACGGUUCUUCACGACGUUGAUCCUGAAUGUAGAUGAGUCCACGGCACUCUAAUCGCAAUGAUGGUGUAUGAAGGAAUUCAUUGGGAAAUGAUGACCUAAACGAAAUGAGACACACUUGUCGAGCAUCAUUAUGAU